Messenger RNA from Pangasianodon hypophthalmus (striped catfish), 4215 nucleotides. Its product is annotated as ETS domain-containing transcription factor ERF-like. The record is from RefSeq and is a predicted model, not a curated record. The transcript has 5 exons. Gene Ontology annotation, molecular function: DNA-binding transcription factor activity, RNA polymerase II-specific; sequence-specific DNA binding. Gene Ontology annotation, biological process: regulation of transcription by RNA polymerase II; cell differentiation. Gene Ontology annotation, cellular component: nucleus. The coding region runs from base 1611 to 2156 and encodes 181 amino acids. Lineage: Eukaryota; Metazoa; Chordata; Actinopteri; Siluriformes; Pangasiidae.
UUGAAGGGAGAAUACAUUUGGAGCAACCAAAUUUAAAAAGAUGUGCUUUGUGCAUCAUUAAGAUUCUGUGGGGAACUUCUUGUAUAUGUAUCUUUAACAAACAUUUUUAAAUGAUUCUUUACAGCACAAAAAAGCAUUCCACUAUUGUUACAAAAUCACUGAACCUUUUUUUAGUUCUAUAUAGAACCUUUUUUGUUGAGAGUAUACUAUAUUGUUUGAUUUUCCAAAUGUGUAUCCAAGUCUUUAUAUUUUUGCAGCAAUCUUCCAAUUACAAUUGUUUACAAAUAAUAAAACGUGAUGAAGCUAUUACAAUCUAAUAAUACAAAGUUAAUGAAAUAUAAAUUUAAAUUAUUCUCAGUUUCCUACAUUCUUUCUGUAAUCGAUUACAAGAGGGGAGGAGUUUUGUGUGUGUGUGUGCGUGUGUGUGUGUGUGUCAGAGAGAGAGAGAUGAGGGGUGACAGAUGUCUUUUCUUCUGUCUCCCCAUCACUUGUUUUAUUCUUGUUGAUGAGAACCAGUGAGCGCCACACAAAAGGUAAUAACACUUUAGCAUUCCACUUUAUUAAUUUUAUAGCUAAUUGCCAAAUACCUCAAACUGCAUUUUAAUAAUGAACAGUGUCCUUCAUUUCCUUUGAAGUUAUUAUUAUUAUUAUUAUUAUUAUUAUUAUUAUUAUUAUCUUUUUGCUUCCAGUAAUAGUUUUUAUUUGAUAUACUAGAAAAUGUAAGAACAUGGGAAAUAAUUUAAAUAUUACACAUAUUUUUUAUUUUAGUUUAAUAUUUUUAAUAAUUUAUUUAUGUAUUUUUUCCAUUUCUAGCAUACCAAUAGGACUGGUGAUUUCUUCACAUGCAAAAUUUUUACAAUUUAAUAAAUAUGGAUUGUGAAUAUUUAGAAAAGAAUAAAAUCUGUUUCCAGUUGAUUUGUUUCACAAAUGACAUAGGAUUUUUUUUGUUUGUUUUGAGUUUUUGUUGUGUUUGUUUGUUUUCUUUAACCCAGCUUAACCAAACAUUUAGGAACACUGAAUACCUAGGGGGGGAUUAAAGUGUGUGGGGGUCUGGAAGAGAGCAAGAAAUUUUAAACAUCUGUGGAUUCCUGGGAAACAUUGGAAUCGGAAAUGUCAGUGAAAAACUGAAAUAUUUUGCUGAAUUUAUGCUGUUAAAACAGGAGGACUGCAACUUUAAUUUCACAAUGUCUUUUUAAUAUGAUAUUUGUUCCCCUGUUAUGUCAUAAAUUAAUAUAAUUUAUAUAAAUAUGAAAACUUGGUUUGAAUUAGCAGAAUGUUUAACAGGUUAUUGUUUAUAUCUAGGUAGGUUUUUAAAAACUGGAACAGGCUAAGCAUCUAAUUACUCAUUCAUAAUAUUUUUUAAUAAUGUAUGAUGAAAUAUAUAUCACUAAUCUGUUACUACAAUCAAGUACAAUUUUAUAAAUACAAAAGUCUUAAAAGUGGAUGACGAAUAGAAUGUCAUUAGUGCAUGCAUGUUCAUUUUAAUAGUUCAACUCAGAUGAUUCCUAGAGUAUACUUGAAGUAGACCUUAUAGUAGACCUGUGAGAUCUAAACAAAAUAUGUUUUAAUCUAUGGAGUAUGCUAUUAAUAUUUUUUUUAUCAUCUUGUAGAUGCAUUGUAGCUGCAGUUCAAAUAUGGGACCUCUCAUUUCACCGUACUGGAGCCAAACAGUGCUGUUUCCUGAUUGGGCAUAUAAACCAGCCUGGUCUCCAGGUUCUCGGCAAGUCCAGCUGUGGCAUUUCCUGUUGGAGUUGUUAGGGCGGGGUGAGGGCGGAGUUAUCACAUGGAGUGGUGAAUGGGGAGAGUUUGUAAUCCAAGACCCUGAGCGACUGGCUAAGCUGUGGGGAGAAAGGAAGGGAAAGCCGCAUAUGAACUAUGACAAACUGAGCAGAGCACUGAGAUAUUACUACAAUAAGCGGAUUCUCCAUAAGACCAAAGGAAAGCGAUUCACGUAUAAGUUUAACUUCAGUAAACUGAUCUUGGUGAACUAUCCCAAUCUGCCCAGCUGCCAACAGGUCUUUCAGUCUGGAAACUCUCUCCCAUUUUCUCAUUUUUCUUCUGAGGGAUCACUUUACAGCCCACCUGUGGACAGAGAAGCAGACGUCAGUGAGGAAGAGGUGCCCCAGCGUCUGUACGCCGAACUCAGCCCUGCCUGAGAAUGACCGCCAUGCCCUCUCUGUCCCAUCGCCACACCGCUGCUGCUAACAGCUCACCAAGCUCAGCUCCGGGAUGACACCCACCUCACUCCACCUGCCGCCUUCAUCUUCACCCCCACCUGCUUCCUACACCAAUUCUUAAAAUAAAGAGCACAUUACCCAAACUCCUGCCUCCUGGUGUCUGCGUUCAGCCCUCCUGUGGUCCCGUGUUGUCACAGUGGUGGAGGAUGCGGGCAUGAACACAGACCCCAGUACCAAGAUGGACCCCAGCAAUUCCUUCAUUGCUUUCCUAAUGGGGGAGGCCCAGUUGGCUUACCAUGCGCCUUCCCCUGAUGAAGCCGCCCAGUAUGACCUGGUCAAGAAGGAAAUCCUCCUACGCUGUGGCUGCUCCCCAACCAGUGUGGCGGCUGAGCUCCACUGAUGGAGUUAUGACCCGAAAGCCACCCCUCACGGCUAGAUGGACAUGCUACUACCCAUCGCCAAGAGAUGGCUACAGCCGGCAGUCCUCUCUGCCACCGAGUUCAUUAAGAGGGUGGCCAUGGACCGGUUACUGAGGGUUAUGCUGCCUGAGGAGAGGAAAUGUGGGGUGUGGGGUGCCCACAGCCCCCAGGAAAUGCUGGAGGCACUGGAGCAAGCGGUGGCCACCUUGGAGAUCGGCAGGCGCAAACGACGAGUGUUUUCCUGGCCUCCGCCAGUGAAACGCCCAGACCAGCACUCCCAUGGGGAGGGGAGACCCAGCCAAAAUUGCUCCAUGGGACUAUCAGGGACGAGUCCAUGCCUAUGGGCAUACCCUGCCGCACCUGGCCAUGCGGACAUAGCCCUGACUCGGCAGCUGUGCUGUCCCAAGGCGAUCCCUCCCAGCCUUCCCACCAUCCCUGUCGAGGUCAACGGCAGGCUAGUCUCAGCCCUCCUAGACUGAGGGAGCACUGUCGCCUUGGCCCGUCCUUCCCUUCUGUCCACUCACAAAGCCAAUGGCUCCUUGACGGUCUCCUGUGUGCACGGGGACAUCCGGGAGCUACUAGUGGCCCACGCAAGCAAUGGCCGCUCCUCGUGGACCUUAUCCUGGAGCUCCCCGUACCCUUGCUCCUGGGUUGAGACUGGCCAGGAUCCUCUGCUGCCAGGGCCCCCAGAUCACAGGAGAACCAGAGCGAUGCAACUGCAGAUUUGGCAGUCCUGCUUGGCCCAGGGCGAAGGAGACGCCGAGGCGACCUCAGCAGGUGAGACCUCUAUCCCCACUAACCCUGUCAUAUCUGUGUUUUUACAGGUUGUCAGGGAAGGGAGCAGAAAGAGGAUGCCAGACUAAAGAACUGCUGGUCACCUGGGCCAGGUGCAGGUCAUCGAGGGAGUCCUUCAGAUCCCCGAGCAGCAACUCCCAGCAGCCUACUUCCUGGUAGGUGGGGGCCUCCUGUACUACAAGACGGAGCGCUGCUGGUGGUCCCCCUCAGAUGAACCCAGACCCUCAUGUACCUGGCCCAAUCACACCCACUGGGGGGACACUUGGGGGCCUGAAGCACCUGAGGACAACAUUGAAGAGGAUGCUCUGGAGGAUGGUAGAUGAGGUGUGGAGGAACUGGGACCUUCGCCUCCCCUACGUCCUCUUCACCAUCUGAGAGACCCCCCCAGGCAUCCACUGGGUUCACCCCCUUUGAGCUCCUCUUCGGACAGCGACCGCGAGGACUGCUGGACGUGGCCCAGCAGGCAUGGGAAGAGCAGCCCUCCCCCUACUGCUCCCUCAUCGAUUAUGUUCAGGAGAUGCAAGAACGGAUCGACUGGGUGAUGCCCAUUGUCCGGGAGCACAUGGAGGCUGCCCAGCAAGAACAGAGGAGGACCUACAAUUGUCCCACACAACCCCGAGAGUUCCAGCCCAGAAACCAGGUCCUCCUCCUCCUUCCCAAUACCUCCUGUAAAUUCCUGGCUUGCUGGUAAGGCCGUACACAGUCCUUGAGAAGGUGAGCCCAGUCAACUACCACCUGCAGCAGCCAGAUGAGUGUGCAGACACCCAAUUAUAUCAUAUAAACCUGCUGAAAAAGUGAUCUGAACUGAAAAAGUGGACUGAACC